Molecule: messenger RNA, 738 nt
Organism: Notodromas monacha
Lineage: Eukaryota; Metazoa; Arthropoda; Ostracoda; Podocopida; Cyprididae
Source: the annotation of a GenBank genome assembly
GCAGAUCAAAUCUCUGACGCUGUAGUGGACUACUGCUUAAAACACGAUAAAGACUCUCGCGUUGCUGUGGAAACAUUAGUGAAAGACAAUCACGUGAUCCUUGCGGGUGAAGUUAAAACUGGCGCUAUCUUGACUGACGAAAUCUUGCGUGAACUUGCUGCCAAUGUGAUUCACGAUAUCGGCUACACUGAUCAAGCAGAAAUCUUCAACAGCACAGACUUCGAAUUUCAAAACCUUAUCGGCCUACAAUCACAAGAUAUCAGCCAAGGCGUUGACCAAGCGAACUCUGAAGUAAUUGGCGCUGGCGACCAAGGCAUCAUGUAUGGUUAUGCGUGCAACGAAACAACAACUAAAAUGCCUUUGGCCUACACGUUAGCUUGCAAAUUGAUGGAACGUCAACAAGAACUGCUGCACGACGAAAUCAAUGUAUUACGUCCUGACGCAAAAGCUCAAGUGACUCUUGAGUACAACGAUGCUGGCGAAGCAAUUCGUGCAGACACUGUACUUCUAUCAACUCAAACAACUCACGAUGUAGACGCAGAAUUUAUCUCGCAAUACGUACGUGACGAAAUCAUCCGCCCUGUCAUCGGUGACUUGAUUGAUGAAGACACAAUCAUCCUUGUGAACCCUACAGGCCGUUUCGUAGUUGGUGGGCCAGUUGGUGACUGUGGCGUAACAGGCCGUAAAAUCGUAGCGGACAGUUAUGGCGGUGCUGCUCGUCAUGGUGGCGGUGCAUAC